AUGACAUAUGGCGAGCUCGAUCGAGCGUCAAAUGUCCUAGCUAGAAGGCUCCUGAGGAUCGGUAUCAGCCAGGGCUCUUAUAUUUCUCUUUUUUUUGACAAGUCCCGGUGGUAUCCAGUUUGCAUAUUUGCUUGUUCCAAAAUUGGGGCUCCGUUCUUUUCGAUCCCGCCUGAUGUGCCCCCGAGUCGCGUACAAUCUAUAAUCAGUCAGCUCAAAGAUACAAAGGGUCGAAGAAGUCGUGUAGCCUUGAGUUCCAUUCGACAAGGAGAACGGGCGGCUUCAUUUGCUCCGAUAGUGAUUCAAGUGGAUGAAGAAGCCGUAAGUGAGGACGACGGCAGCGUUCACAGCAACAUCGACCUCGAGUUUCCUCGUGUCAAGCCUACGGAUAACGUGUACGUGGUGUUCACCUCGGGAACCACUGGAAAUCCUAAGGCCAUUCCCAUCACACAUUCUGGCAUUUGCAGCUUCAUUGCAGCGUGGAUCGGCCUUCGUGGUCAUCCUGGUGGUUUGGGUGUACGUCAUAGCCAGAUCCUUUCGUACGCUUUCGAUAUGUCCUACGUCGAGACUCUGGUCUGCCUGGGAACUGGCUCAUGUCUGUGCAUUCCAUCAGAAGAGGAGCGUCUGAACGACCUUUGUGGGGCGUUGGCACGUUACCGUGUUACACAUCUUCACGCCACGCCGUCACUCUCUGAUAUCGUCGACCCUGAGAACCUACCUGUGCUCCGACACAUCCAUUUCAGCGGAGAGUGGAUGACACAUAGUCUCGCAAAUAGAUGGCUUCCAAGGAUUGACGUCCAGCUGACAUACGGCACUGCUGAGAUAACGAAUGAGUGUAGCGGCGCACGGGUAUCUCUUGAGCCGGGGUUCAGUACUGCUAAUGGCUGCAUCGGUCGGCCGUUCGGGGCGCGUAUGUAUAUCACUAAUCCCGCCAACCCGCACCUGCGACUACCACGGGGUUUUGUAGGUGAAAUACUUGUUGAAGGUCCAGGCGUUACUAAGGGCUACGUCGCAAACCAAGAGCAGACGGCCAGGGCUUUUGUCCAGGACUUGGAAUGGGCGCCACCAUUCAACGGCAGGGCUCGUCGGUUCUACCGCACUGGCGACCUUGGAUACCAGGCUGACGACGGUCUCUUUUUCUGCCGUGGGCGUAGUGACCAUCAAAUCAAGAUUCGAGGGCACCGGAUCGAGCUUUCUGAUGUCGAAAGCAACAUCAGGGCGUUGAUGCCGCAAGCAACCCGCAUCGUCGCUGACGCCAUUCUGCUAAGGGGAGGCACGAAAGCGCUGGUGGCUUUCCUGCAGUUCGAUGCAACUUUGUCGUCAAAGGAGCAGAGAACUCUCAUCAACAGUCUGAAAGAAAAACUUGUCGAGAAACUGCCCCUAGCAUUCAUACCAUCUUCAUUCGUUGUUGUCGAUCACAUUCCACUGGGUCGCACAGGAAAGGCCGACCGUAGGACGCUAAGAAACAGCAUCGUGGCUGACAGCAUGUCGGAGCUUCUCAGCAUCAAGACUUUAACGAUAACCACACGAUCCGCGAACGAAACAAAACGCAGCAAUUUUCUCAACGUGGAACCAGUAGCUGAGAGCCUCCUUGACCGUGCAUUGCCCGCAAUGCACAGCGAAAUAUUGCGCGGGUUGUGGGCGGCAGCUCUACACGUAGGUGCCGCCGAAAUCCUCCCAACGUCUAAUUUCUUUGCACUGGGCGGCGAC
Molecule: messenger RNA, 1707 nt
Organism: Truncatella angustata
Lineage: Eukaryota; Fungi; Ascomycota; Sordariomycetes; Amphisphaeriales; Sporocadaceae
Exons: 2
Biological process (GO): secondary metabolite biosynthetic process; amino acid activation for nonribosomal peptide biosynthetic process
Cellular component (GO): cytoplasm
Molecular function (GO): phosphopantetheine binding
Source: RefSeq, a predicted model, not a curated record